This is a messenger RNA of Cynara cardunculus var. scolymus (artichoke), 2185 nucleotides long. Its product is annotated as heat shock 70 kDa protein. Gene Ontology annotation, biological process: cellular response to unfolded protein; protein refolding. Gene Ontology annotation, molecular function: ATP binding; ATP-dependent protein folding chaperone; misfolded protein binding. Bases 175 to 2091 code for a protein of 638 amino acids. NCBI's taxonomy places the organism in Eukaryota, Viridiplantae, Streptophyta, Magnoliopsida, Asterales, Asteraceae. The record is from RefSeq and is a predicted model, not a curated record. The transcript has a single exon. Gene Ontology annotation, cellular component: cytoplasm.
UUCUCUCGGACCUUUUCUUGAUCUCACCUAUAAAUUCCCAAAUGCCAUCUUCAGAAACCCAUCUGAAAUUUCAACUGCAAACGAAAAGCAAGAACAAACCCACAAAUUUUCAACGAAAAAGACAAUAUUCUGUGUGAUCUGUAAACUGUUUUCAAAGCUUUUUUCAGUUCAUCAAUGGCUGCCAAGCAAGAAAAGGCAAUCGGAAUAGACCUUGGUACAACCUACAGUUGUGUCGGUGUGUGGCAGAACGACCGUGUGGAGAUCAUUCCCAACGACCAAGGCAACCGCACCACCCCUUCUUAUGUCGCCUUCACUGAUACUGAACGUCUGAUCGGCGAUGCCGCCAAGAACCAGGUUGCCAUGAACCCACAAAACACCGUCUUCGACGCUAAACGUUUGAUUGGCCGGCGCUUCACUGAUCCUUCGGUUCAAAGCGACAUGAAGCUGUGGCCGUUUAAAGUUAUCUCCGGCCCUGGUGAUAAACCGAUGAUUGUUGUUAGUUAUAAAGGAGAAGAGAAGCAGUUUGCUCCAGAGGAGAUCUCGUCUAUGGUGUUGGUGAAGAUGAAGGAGACGGCGGAGGCUUUUUUAUCUCAACCGAUUAAGAACGCCGUCGUGACUGUUCCAGCGUAUUUCAAUGAUUCGCAGAGGCAAGCUACGAAGGACGCUGGAGCAAUUUCUGGGAUGAAUGUUAUGAGGAUUAUCAACGAGCCGACGGCGGCGGCGAUUGCGUAUGGAUUGGACAAAAAAUCGCAACGGAGAGGUGAGCAGAAUGUUUUGAUUUUUGAUUUGGGUGGUGGAACGUUUGAUGUGUCGUUGUUGACGAUCGAAGAAGGGAUUUUCGAAGUGAAGUCCACCGCCGGAGACACCCAUUUGGGCGGAGAAGACUUUGAUAAUCGUCUGGUGAAUCAUUUCGUGACGGAGUUUCGAAGGAAGCACAAGAAGGAUAUCAGUGGCAACGCUAGGGCGUUGCGGCGGCUGAGGACGGCGUGUGAGCGGGCGAAGAGGACGUUAUCGUCGUCCUCACAGACCACCAUAGAAGUUGAUUCUCUGUUUGAGGGAAUUGAUUUCUAUGCGACCAUCACUCGAGCUAGAUUUGAAGAAUUAUGCAUGGAUAUGUUCAGGAAAUGUAUGGAUCCUGUUGAGAAAUGUUUGAAUGAUGCAAAAAUCGAUAAGGCUUCCGUUCAUGAGGUGGUUCUCGUCGGUGGCUCCACCAGAAUCCCAAAAGUGCAGCAACUUCUUGUCGAUUUUUUCAACGGGAAGGAGCUUUGCAAGAGCAUAAACCCGGAUGAAGCGGUGGCGUACGGCGCAGCUGUACAGGCGGCGAUUCUCACCGGAGAAGGAGACGAGAAAGUCCAAGACCUCCUCCUCCUCGACGUCACCCCUUUGAGCCUCGGCCUAGAAACCGCAGGCGGUGUCAUGACUGUUUUAAUCCCGAGAAACACUACCAUUCCGACGAAGAAGGAGCAGAUUUUCUCGACGUAUUCAGAUAAUCAGCCGGGUGUUUUGAUCCAGGUCUACGAAGGAGAACGAGCAAGAACCAGAGAUAACAACCUCCUCGGAAAAUUCGAGCUGACCGGAAUCCCUCCUGCUCCGAGAGGCGUUCCACAGAUCAACGUGGCCUUCGAUAUCGACGCAAAUGGGAUAUUGAAUGUUUCGGCGGAGGACAAAACCGCGGGAGUGAAGAACAAGAUCACGAUCACAAAUGAUAAAGGGAGAUUAAGCAAAGAUGAGAUCGAAAGGCUGGUUCAGGAAGCAGAGCGGUACAAGGCGGAGGAUGAAGAGGUGAAAAAGAAGGUGGAGGCGAGAAAUGCGGUGGAGAAUUACGCAUACAACAUGAGGAAUACGGUGAGGGAUGAGAAGUUUGCGGCGAAGUUGGAGGCGGAGGAGAAGAAGAAGAUCGAGAAGGCGGUGGAGGAAGGGUUGGAGUGGCUGGAGAAGAAUCAGCUGGCGGAGGUGGAUGAACUAGAGGAUAAAUUGAAGGAACUGGAAGGAGUUUGCAACCCCAUCAUCGGGAAGAUGUAUCAAGGGGGUGAAGGGCCGAUGGGUGAAGACGGUGGUGCUGCUGGACCCAAGAUCGAAGAAGUUGAUUAAGUUGAAGCGUUUAGUGUUUGUGGUCUGUUGUAAUUCUAAAUAAAAAAUAAUUAGAAAUAGUUAGUUGAGUUGGUACUGUUCUUCUCCUUUUGUA